Messenger RNA from Aspergillus bombycis, 1572 nucleotides. RefSeq names its product homoserine O-acetyltransferase family protein. The record is from RefSeq and is a predicted model, not a curated record. Gene Ontology annotation, biological process: L-homoserine metabolic process. Gene Ontology annotation, molecular function: homoserine O-acetyltransferase activity; L-serine O-acetyltransferase activity. The transcript has a single exon. Lineage: Eukaryota; Fungi; Ascomycota; Eurotiomycetes; Eurotiales; Aspergillaceae. The coding region runs from base 1 to 1572 and encodes 523 amino acids.
AUGGGAUCUAUACACGGUGUGGCGCGCUCAGCGCGGAGUCUCUCGGCUUUGCUCAGACAUGAAACCAUCUCGACUCGGAAUCGAUUAGCAGCAGUAUGCUCGUCCACGCAAUACCCAGCGGCCCGUAGGCCCUUACACAACGGUCGUCCACGGAAUUCCCAGUCCGCCGCCGCAAGUAACAGUUCCUCCAAUCCAGCUCUAUCGUUUCCCUGUCUUGACGCCCAAGAUGCGAAGUCCGCCCUCCUCUCCGCACGGUCUCUCGAGUCGGGUCCCGAGCCGUCAUACACAACCGGCCAUCAUGAACAGUUCCGUUGCGAAGAUCCAUUGCUGCUUGACUGGGGUGGUGUCCUGCCGGAAUUCGAUAUCGCGUACGAAACAUGGGGCCAAUUGAAUGCAGAUAAGAGCAACGCUAUCCUACUACACACCGGUCUGUCGGCCUCGAGUCACGCCCAUAGCACCGAAGCCAACUCCAAACCCGGAUGGUGGGAGAAAUUCAUCGGCCCCGACAAGCCGUUAGACACAAAAAAGUACUUCGUCAUCUGUACGAAUGUUAUCGGAGGCUGCUACGGCAGCACCGGGCCAUCGUCCAUCGACCCAUCCGAUGGAAAGAGAUACGCCACCCGAUUCCCCAUCCUGACGAUAGACGACAUGGUCCGCGCACAAUUCCGUCUCCUGGACACGCUGGGCAUCCAGAAGCUGUACGCCUCCGUCGGCUCCAGCAUGGGCGGCAUGCAGAGUCUCGCCGCCGGAGUGCUCUUCCCCGAGCGGGUCGACAAGAUCGUCAGUAUCAGCGGCUGCGCCCGAAGCCACCCAUACAGCAUCGCCAUGCGACAUACACAGCGUCAGGUCCUCAUGAUGGACCCGAAGUGGGCCCGCGGGUUCUACUACGACUCCAUCCCGCCCCAUUCGGGCAUGAAGCUCGCACGAGAAAUUGCGACAGUCACCUACCGAAGCGGACCGGAGUGGGAGAAGCGGUUUGGCCGCAAGCGUGCAGACCCCAGCAAGCAGCCUGCAUUGUGUCCUGAUUUCCUCAUCGAGACAUACCUCGACCACGCAGGCGAGAAGUUCUGUCUGGAGUACGAUCCCAACAGUCUGCUCUAUGUCUCCAAGGCCAUGGACUUGUUUGAUCUGGGACAGGCACAUCAAACAGAGACGAAGAAACGACGGGCUGAGUAUGAAGCCAAUAUCGCGGAGGGAGGCAAGACUGUCGACGCUAGUAACAUCGCCUGCAGCCUCACGCUCCCCGAGAAGCCGUACGAAGAACAACCGUCGGUGACCGCGUCUACGCCUGCCAUGGACCAGUCCGUCGCUGGAGGUGCGGAUGCGCCGCCACAAGAUCUCGUCGCUGGGCUGGCACCUUUGAAGAACCAUCCUGUUCUGGUCAUGGGUGUCGCCAGCGAUAUUCUCUUCCCGGCUUGGCAGCAGCGUGAGAUUGCAGAGACACUUUGGGCUGGUGGAAACGAGAAGGUCCAGCACAUUGAACUUGGCGAGGACGUGUCGAUGUUCGGACACGAUACGUUCCUGCUUGACUUGAAGAACAUUGGUGGUGCAGUAGAGAAAUUCUUGCGCUGA